AUGAGCAACCUCCGCCAGCAGGGGCUGAAGCAGCCCGCCGUGCCGGAGCGCUACCCCCCCGCGGCGGCGGCCGAGCCGGGGGCCGCCAGGAGGCGGGCGGGCCGCCGGACAAGGCCCCGCCCCGGGUCGACGGGGGGCCGCUGUUCCCCGGUCACCAUAACGACCGUCUCCAGGGCCUCGUCCCCGGACCGGAGCCCCGGCGCCCGCUCCCCGGUCUCCGUCCUCUCCGUCAGCGCCUCCCCGGUGCUGGAGGAGGCGUCGGGACCCCCGGAGCUCCGGGACGGGACCCCCGGCCGCAGCGUCUUCAGGCUGACCCCGGAGAAGCAGCCCGCCCCGGGCAGGAAGUCCAACAUCACCACCACUGAGGACAACCGGAUCCACAUCCACCUGGGCCCCGGGGGGCCGCGCCCGGGGGAGGGGCCCUGGGGGGCGGGGCUGAGCGUCCGGACGCUGGGUGUGGCCGAGGGGAGGGAGACCUCGCCAGGCCGGCGCCACGGUGACGGGGAAGAUGACGAGCAGCAUCAACAUCACGCCCAUCACCUCGGCAACCUGCCGGCCCACGCAGCCGCCGGCCGGCGCCGCGUCCCGGAUCCCGAUGUCCAGGGGCCUGAAGACCUCCGCCAAGGCGGGCGCGGCCGUCGCCACGGUAACCAGGAUGGAGUCGCGCUCCGAGGGUCAGCUGAUGAAGAUCGAGCUGAGGAGGUCGGCCGGGUGUGGCCCCGCCUCCUCGUCGGGCGGGAAGAGCUGAGCGUCUCCGUGGCGACGGCGUCUGGUCACGCGGACGACAAGAUGUCCGCCGGACCCCUCGGGCUAGUGGGCGGGGCUUAGAGCAAACCGCAUUUAGAGGAAUAAAAACCAGGUUAUUUUAUGGAUAUUAUUGUUGAAUGAUGAUUUUUAUCGAUGUUAUUUUAUUUAGCAGGCGAAGAUGUCGACUCAUUUGCAUGGUUUAAGAGGACUCAAAGCACUGGUUAUUCUGAACUACACGUGCCUUGACUGUAAUGCCUUCUCGUUGGGGACGGCCAGCUAGAGUGUAUUUUAAUAUAACUCACAUUUAUACCGUGUGUUUAUUUAUCUGCUGCUUCCGGAGGAUUCUAAUCACUGAAUGAUCGUGUGUGGAGAGACUGUGAUGUACACUCUGUCAUGUUCCUGUCCAUAAUAAACCAUAUUUAUCUCUACAGUAACACUUUCUAGACAUUACUUGGAAUUCCUCGAUUUUAGAAAACCUCAAUGAAAGAUAAAGUAUAUUAUUCUGCAAGAUUUGCAAUUUCUGCCAUUUAUUGAGAAGAGGCAACCGUCACAACAGUCGUCCAAUAAGUAAUCUCUUUCCGUUUACUCAUUUUUGCUAAAUACUUAAUAAUCACAGCUCUGCAUGCACAUAUCUUUAAUUCUACAUUUUGGGCUUGCCAUGGCAAUGAAAUAUUUCCCAUUCCAAAGCCCCUUUGUAUAGAGAGAGAGAGCGAGAGAGAGAGAGGGAGAGAAAGGUGGAGAGAGAGAGAGGCCUACUCUACCUAACAGGAGGUUCAGAAGGCCGUUAUAAUCUGCCCUUAAACUGGAAGUCAUAUAUAUAUGUGUGGGUGUAUAUAUAUGUACGACAAUUCAAAACUCAUGUGUAGAAAAAUGUAGAUAUAUAUAUAUAUAUCUCUUUAUAAGACUGAAAUAAACCAGUAGAGGGUGUGAAUGGGAGUACGCCUCCGGCCUUUUCAGGGAUUUUCUUUUGUAAAGUUUGCAUUGUUUGAAGAACUAGAGUAGCCUACCCCCUGGCGGUUAAAGUGGGACACACACACAGACACGGACACACACACA
This is a messenger RNA of Gadus morhua (Atlantic cod), 1803 nucleotides long. RefSeq lists its product as uncharacterized. The record is from RefSeq and is a predicted model, not a curated record. The transcript is spliced from 3 exons. The coding region runs from base 1 to 828 and encodes 275 amino acids. NCBI's taxonomy places the organism in Eukaryota, Metazoa, Chordata, Actinopteri, Gadiformes, Gadidae.